GACCGCACGUCAGGGAAGGGCGGGUCGGUGCGCUAGUGCGCUUGCGCGGUGUUUUGGCUUGUACCCCUGCAGCGGCGGAUAAUAACAGCAAGCCCCAUCAUGUUGCUGUGCAGUGUCAGUGCAGCUGCAAGGAGCACUUUAUGCUGCGCAAUGGGGGAGCUGCCAUAUUAAAAAGGGGACCACAGGCGACCAAAGUGUAUCGACUAAGGAACGUAUUAGUAAGACUUCUAGCCAAGGAUUUGCCGCUGGAUCAUCUCCCGGAAAGCCUACACCGUGCCCUCGCCUCCCUCCCUUUCCUCUACUGCAUGGAUAUGUCUUUGGUGGCUGUGAAAAUGUGCUGUUUACUUGCUUUGGAUAAUUUGUUAUGAGGAUAACUAUAGGCUAAGGCUACAGUCAUCUUCCCUUACCUGGAGCAGCAUGGCAGGUUUCAAGCGUGGAUAUGAUGGAAAAAUAGCUGGACUUUAUGAUCUUGAUAAAACCUUGGGCAGAGGACACUUUGCCGUGGUCAAGCUUGCCCGCCAUGUCUUCACUGGUGAGAAGGUAGCUGUUAAAGUAAUUGACAAGACCAAAUUAGACUCUUUGGCAACAGGACACCUUUUCCAAGAAGUUAGAUGUAUGAAGCUCGUCCAGCACCCUAACAUAGUCCGUCUGUAUGAAGUCAUCGAUACGCAGACCAAAUUAUAUCUCAUUCUGGAACUUGGUGAUGGGGGUGAUAUGUAUGACUACAUAAUGAAGCACGAAGACGGUCUUAGUGAGGAACUGGCCAAGAAAUACUUUGCUCAAAUAGUUCAUGCAAUAUCAUACUGCCACAAGCUUCACGUGGUACACCGGGAUCUGAAACCGGAGAAUGUGGUCUUCUUUGAAAAGCAGGGGCUUGUAAAAUUAACAGAUUUUGGCUUCAGCAACAAGUUCCAGCCUGGGAAAAAACUAACAACGAGCUGUGGAUCAUUGGCUUAUUCUGCUCCAGAGAUACUGCUUGGAGAUGAAUAUGAUGCUCCUGCAGUGGAUAUUUGGAGUCUCGGCGUAAUCCUUUUCAUGUUGGUAUGUGGAACUCCACCAUUCCAAGAAGCUAACGACAGCGAAACACUGACCAUGAUAAUGGAUUGCAAGUACACAGUCCCUAAGCAUGUAUCCAAAGACUGCAAAGAUCUUAUCACUCGCAUGCUGCAAAGAGAUCCUAAGCGAAGGGCAUCUCUGGAAGAGAUUGAAAACCAUCCCUGGCUCCAAGGAGUUGAUCCAUCUCCAGCCACAAAAUAUAACAUCCCUCUCGUUUCUUACAAAAACCUGUCGGAGGAAGAACAUAACAGCAUCAUACAGAGAAUGGUCCUGGGCGACAUUGCCGACAGAGACGCAAUUGUUGAUGCCUUGGAAACAAACAAGUACAAUCACAUCACAGCUACUUAUUUCCUGCUGGCUGAGCGAAUUCUGCGGGAGAAGCAAGAGAAAGAGACACAGACCAGAUCAGCCAGUCCCAGUAACAUCAAGGCUCAGUUCAGGCAGUCUUGGCCAACAAAGAUUGAUGUACCACAGGACUUGGAAGAUGAUUUAACUGCUUCCCCUAUAGCACAUGUUGCUGGCCAACCGACUCCAGCUCGGAGUACAGAGAAUGUGUUGAAUGGCCACAGAAACAAAGGCUUUAUGGAGCCUCUAAAGAAAGAGGACAUCCCUGAUUUCUCUACCCCUGCUGUUUCUGGCCUGCCUCCUGUGAACCUGAAUCCAACAACAAGUGGAAGGAAAUGUCUCUUUAGGGUAGAGGAGGAUGAAGAGGAAGAUGAAGAAGAAAAGAAACAGAUUCCUCUCUCGACACAAGUUGUCCUUCGACGCAAACCUUCUGUUACAAACCGCCUUACCUCCAGGAAGAGUGCUCCAGUGCUGAACCAGAUCUUUGAGGAAGGAGAAUCCGAUGAUGAAUUUGAUAUGGAUGAAAAUCUUCCUCCGAAACUGAGCAGAUUAAAAAUGAACAUUGCAUCUCCCGGCACUGUGCACAAGAGAUAUCAUCGAAGGAAAAGCCAAGGGCGCGGAUCAAGCUGUAGUAGCUCCGAAACUAGCGACGAUGAUUCCGAGAGCAGACGCAGGCUGGAUAAAGAUAGUGGAUUCACCUAUUCCUGGCAUAGACGCGAUAGCAGUGAAGGGCCCCCUGGCAAUCAAGGUGACGGUGGGGGGCAAAGUAAACCAAGCAAUGGAAGCACCGGCGUUGACAAAACAAACCCAAGUGAUAACAAAGGAGGUGGAAGUCCAUCUAACACAUCAAGUGGAAACAACAACAACCAGUCUGGAAACACACGCAACUGCACUGGAUCUGGAAACUCUGUACAGCAGUCGCCCAGAAGUGCUGGAGAGUUGGUUGAGAGUUUAAAACUAAUGAGCCUCUGUCUGGGCACACAACUACAUAACGGAGCUAAGUAUAUAAUUGACCCUCAGAAUAAUCUCUCGUUUUCUAGUGUUAAAGUCCAGGAGAAAUCCAGUUGGAAGAUGUGCAUCAGCUCGAACGGCAUCGCCAGUAAAACCGCCCCUGCGGGAAGUGUAAAAUUAUUCUCUGACCAAAUGUCAGACACCAUUAAAGACAAAGAUCUUCUAAAGAACAAGAACUUUAGAAAUAAUGUGUUACAGCUACCUCUUUGUGAAAAAACGAUAUCUGUGAAUAUCCAACGAACUCCCAAGGAGGGACUUCUGUGUAUCGCUAGCCAGACCAGCUGUUGCCAUGUCAUUUAAUGCUGGCUCCACACCAUUGUUUAUCUUCAUGGCUGUGAAUACUUACUUUGUGUUUAUUCCAUUUUGUUGUCUUAAGUUUUUUCACCCUCACCUUUCUUUUAAGUCAACUUUUUGGCAAUUAUUUAUUACCUUUUUAGUUUGUGUUUGCCAUAUAGGACAGUGGUGCAUUUUAUUUGUGCACGUGCUAGCGAAUAAUUCACUCUUCGGCUGGUCUAGAAUGUUUUAUUGUGCACAUUCUGUGUUUUUAAUAUAACAAAAAAUGUAAAUCUGGCUUUUCCUUGAGCAUUACCCAGGGCAUACUUUGUGAAGAGCACUUAGAAGUCUCAUGUUUAGCACUUACGAAGAGAAAGCCGUGGUGUUUUCUUGCUUUCUCUUGAUUCCAGUCCUGAGUUCUCAUGUCCCUAAGUGUGUCUGUGGUAGAACCAAAGCAAUAAUGUUUUUAUGUUGGCAUCGUCCCAAGGGGCUUGCUGAUAUCAUAAGCUCUUCUCCGCAUUAGAUGCAGUGUUCCAGAGCGUCGUGUCCCAAAGCAGUUUUUAAGCUCACCUAGAAUGCAUCCCAGUUCCUACAGUAAUGACUGACAAUCCUUUCUCCCUUUUAUGUGUUCCUUAUAUCUUUGGAUUUCACCCUCUACAGAGAUCUAUCACACGUCAUGUCAUUUCUUUUGUCCAUACAAUUCUAUUCCUUCUUCCUGUUGUUGUUUCCAGCUGCAGGUCAAACUGAACCACAUCUACCUGAGCUGUUUACAUUGUUGCUUUCCAGAUCCCUUAGUACUUGUAUGUGUGAUGAUCACGUUCCAGUACUUUCUCUUGUACCAUAAGAAAGUGACGUUUUUAUAGUUAAAAAAAAAAUGCAUAUUAUAUAAUAAAAAAAGAAAACCUAGCAUAUACUACUAUAUCUCUGGAUAGCAUGUAAGCUAACAAAGCGUAGUGUUGCAUUUCAGAGGCAAUUCUGGGAUAUUCAGUGUGUCCAGUAUGUAUUUUCAUUGACAACUCAUGGUUUGUAUAUCUGCCAGUUUAUGGCUUGAUGUUUGUGUUUGUUUUAAGAAUAAUUCCUGCUAUUCCGUUCUUUGCAUUUUUGUUUACUGUCGAGAGGACGAAACGAAUAAGCUGUAUCUUCUAACUGUACGUUUGACCAAACUGAUACGUUUACCCUUUAGUUUUGAGGGUUUUCUUGCUUUGUAGAAUUCAGAUGUGCCAAAUAAAAAUGGGUGCACCCACAGCAACAAUAAACUGAACGAAUAGCUAAUUCAUGUUCAUAUUCUUCCACUGAGCAGUUGUAGAACGAAGCUCAGUUCAUGUGCAGGAUUCAGUUUUAGGAAUAUACGUUCCAUCAGCUUGUCCAGCGAGUGCCCCUUUAAGGACAAGAGACCACACUGGCUGUGCGCCUGUCACCCCCCUCCCCUCAUUUUUUUUUUUUUCAAAUGCAGAUGCAUAGGGGGGGGGGACUACUGAGCUAUGACCCCAUUAGGUGGCAUGUACCUAAAAGUUGUAUACUCAAAAUACUACCAAAGAGUCCUUAUCUUGGAAAGGAAUUAUGUAGUUACACACUGGUUUGCAUACAUCUUAAAUAAGCUUUUUUUUUGUGUGUAUUUUCUGUUUCUGUCCGUAACCGAGACACGCCGUAAUAUUUAAAGGAACAGUUCAGUAUAAAAAAAAACUUGAUAUAUAGAGAGGCUGUGCAAAAUAAAAAAUAUUUCUAAUAUAGUUAUCCAAAAAUGUCAUCUAUAAAAAC
Messenger RNA from Xenopus laevis (African clawed frog), 4443 nucleotides. RefSeq names its product SNF related kinase L homeolog (gene snrk.L). The coding region runs from base 418 to 2712 and encodes 764 amino acids. Gene Ontology annotation, biological process: intracellular signal transduction. The record is from RefSeq and is a predicted model, not a curated record. The transcript is spliced from 6 exons. NCBI's taxonomy places the organism in Eukaryota, Metazoa, Chordata, Amphibia, Anura, Pipidae. Gene Ontology annotation, cellular component: nucleus; cytoplasm. Gene Ontology annotation, molecular function: protein kinase activity; magnesium ion binding; protein serine/threonine kinase activity.